Schistosoma rodhaini is the source of this 600-nucleotide messenger RNA. NCBI's taxonomy places the organism in Eukaryota, Metazoa, Platyhelminthes, Trematoda, Strigeidida, Schistosomatidae. The record is from the annotation of a GenBank genome assembly.
AUGAAGUCAUUAUGUAUAUUAUGUUUACUUAUUUCAUUAAUAUUCUAUGUGAAUAGUAGAAUGGAAGAUUCUAUACAUCAACUACAACUUCAAAAGGAUCUUCGAAGACGAAGUCAACCAAAUCUCUAUCAGUGUAUCGCAUGCAAAUCCGGUGUUAGACAAGCUAAGAAUAUAAUUUUAAGUUCAACAAAUAAGUCAAUCAAUGAUAGAAUUCAAAAUCUUUGCAUGACAGCUGGUCCAUUUAAUACAUCAUGUGAAAUGUUUGCGUAUGAACUUUCAUCAAAUAUACUUAAUACAAUUCAGAAGGUGGUACCACAAAAGUUGUGUGCUACAUUUGGUUUUUGCUAUAAACCACCUGAGAUAUCUGUUUGUGAAUAUUGCCUCAAAUCUGGACUCUUGAUUAAAUCAAUAUUAUUGUCGGAGAAUUUUGUAUCUGAGUUAUAUAAUAAUACGUUAAAUAUGUGUAAUACACAACCUAAUCAUUCACUCAUUUGUGGUCCUUUCCUACAUGAUUUGUUUGUAGCAGUAACAUUAAGCUUUAACAAACAAUUUCUUAUACAACGGUUUUGUCAGAAUGCUGGAUUUUGUUCAGAAGCAUAA